Messenger RNA from Colletotrichum lupini, 474 nucleotides. RefSeq names its product superoxide dismutase. Gene Ontology annotation, molecular function: superoxide dismutase activity; copper ion binding. The transcript is spliced from 4 exons. Bases 1 to 474 code for a protein of 157 amino acids. Lineage: Eukaryota; Fungi; Ascomycota; Sordariomycetes; Glomerellales; Glomerellaceae. Gene Ontology annotation, biological process: removal of superoxide radicals. The record is from RefSeq and is a predicted model, not a curated record.
AUGGUCAAGGCUGUCGCUGUCGUCCGUGGUGACUCCAAGGUUACCGGCUCCGUUGUCUUCGAGCAGGAGUCCGAGUCCGCUCCCACCACCAUUACCUGGGACAUCACCGGUAACGACGCCAACGCCAAGCGUGGCAUGCACAUCCACACCUUUGGUGACAACACCAACGGCUGCACCUCCGCCGGCCCUCACUUCAACCCUCACAACAAGACUCACGGCGCCCCCGAGGACGCGAACCGCCACGUCGGUGACCUUGGCAACAUCGAGACCGAUGGCCAGGGUAACUCCAAGGGCACCGUCACCGACAAGCACGUUAAGCUGAUCGGCCCCGAGAGCGUCAUCGGCCGCACCGUCGUUGUCCACGGCGGCACCGACGACCUCGGCAAGGGUGACAACGAGGAGUCCCUCAAGACUGGCAACGCCGGUCCCCGUCCCGCUUGCGCGGGAGUUGCGGGGCUGGUCCUUGCACUGUGA